CGGCCGCGGCGUAGUCAGCGGCGGCGGUGGCGGCUGCGGGCAGAGCGGCGAGUUUCCGAUUUAAAGCUGAGCUGCGAGGAAAAUGGCGGCUGGCGGCUCAAAAUACUUGCUGAACAGUGGACUCAGAGACCAUUAAAUAUAAACUGGUACUUGACCAGCAUUUGAUUAGUCAGUUGCUGAUGUAUUUUCAAGAUGAGUGGACUAGGAGAAAACUCCUUGGAUCUGUUAUCCACAGAUUCACGAAAACGCAAACUGCCAUGUGAUACUCCAGGACAGGGUCUUACUUGCAGUGGUGAAAAGUGGAGACGAGAGCAAGAGAGCAAAUAUAUUGAAGAAUUGGCUGAACUGAUAUCUGCAAAUCUUAGUGAUAUUGACAAUUUCAAUGUCAAACCAGAUAAAUGUGUGAUUUUAAAGGAAACAGUAAGACAGAUACGACAAAUAAAAGAGCAAGGAAAAGCAAUCUCAAAUGAUGAUGAUGUUCAGAAAGCUGAUGUGUCAUCUACAGGACAGGGGGUUAUUGACAAAGACUCUUUAGGACCACUUUUACUUCAGGCAUUGGAUGGUUUCUUGUUUGUGGUAAAUCGGGAUGGAAACAUUGUAUUUGUGUCAGAAAAUGUUACCCAGUAUCUGCAAUAUAAGCAAGAGGACCUGGUUAACACAAGUGUCUACAAUAUCUUACAUGAAGAAGACAGAAAGGAUUUUCUUAAAAAUUUACCAAAAUCUACAGUUAAUGGAGUUUCCUGGACAAAUGAGACCCAGAGACAAAAAAGCCACACAUUUAAUUGUCGUAUGUUAAUGAAAACAACACAUGAUAUUUUGGAAGACAUGAACACCAAUCCUGAAAUGCGGCAGCGAUAUGAAACCAUGCAGUGCUUUGCCCUGUCUCAGCCACGCGCUAUGAUGGAGGAAGGGGAGGACUUGCAAUCCUGUAUGAUCUGUGUGGCCCGACGCAUUACUACAGGUGAACGAGCGUUUCCAUCAAAUCCUGAGAGCUUUAUUACCAGACAUGAUCUUUCAGGAAAGGUUGUCAAUAUAGAUACAAAUUCUCUGAGAUCUUCCAUGAGGCCUGGCUUUGAAGAUAUAAUCCGAAGGUGUAUCCAGAGGUUUUUUAGUCUGAAUGAUGGUCAGUCAUGGUCCCAGAAACGUCACUACCAAGAAGCUUACAUUCAUGGCCAUGCAGAAACCCCUGUGUAUCGAUUCUCCCUGGCUGAUGGAACUAUAGUGACUGCACAGACAAAAAGCAAACUCUUCCGAAACCCCGUAACAAAUGAUCGGCACGGCUUUGUCUCAACACACUUUCUUCACAGAGAACAGAAUGGGUAUAGACCAAACCCAAAUCCUGUAGGACAAAGCAUUAGACCUUCUGCAGCUGGAUGCAGCAGUUCGGUAGGCAGCAUGAGCAUGUCGCCAAACCACAGCUUACAGAUGCUGAGUGGCAGGGCCUAUGGCUUGGCAGAGCCCAGCACCACAGGGCAGAUGAGUGCUGCUAGGUAUGGGGCUUCCAGUAACAUAGCUUCACUGACCCCUGGGCCAGGCAUGCAGUCACCGUCUUCCUACCAGAACAACAACUAUGGGCUGAACAUGAGUAGCCCCCCACAUGGCAGUCCUGGUCUUGGCUCCAACCAGCAGAAUAUCAUGAUCUCUCCUCGUAAUCGUGGGAGCCCAAAGAUGGCCUCACACCAGUUUUCUCCUGUUCCAGGUGUGCACUCCCCUAUGGGAUCUUCUGGCAGUACCUCAAGCCACAGCUUUUCCAGCAGCUCUCUCAGUGCCCUGCAAGCCAUCAGUGAGGGGGUGGGGACGUCUCUCUUAUCCACUCUGUCUUCACCAGGCCCCAAAUUGGAUAAUUCUCCCAACAUGAAUAUGACUCAGCCAAGUAAAGGGAGCAGUAGUCAGGAUUCAAAGAGUCCCCUAGGCUUGUACUGUGACCAGAAUCCAGUGGAGAGUUCAGGGUGUCAGUCAAAUAGCAGAGAUCACCUCAAUGACAAAGAAAGUAAGGAGAGUGGUGGAGAAGGAUCUGAAAAUCCAAGGGGGCCUUUGGAAAGCAAAGGCCAUAAGAAGUUACUGCAGUUACUUACCUGCUCCUCUGACGACCGAGGCCAUUCCUCCUUGACCAACUCCCCUUUGGAUUCAAGUUGUAAAGACACUUCUGCUAAUGUCACCAGCCCCUCUGGAGUCUCAUCCUCGACACCAGGAGGUGUGUCCUCCACAUCCAAUGUGCACGGGUCACUAUUACAAGAGAAGCAUCGUAUUUUGCACAAGUUGCUGCAGAAUGGAAAUUCACCGGCCGAAGUAGCCAAGAUUACUGCAGAAGCCACGGGGAAAGACACUACCAGUGUCACCACCUGUGGCGAGGGAGAUGUCAAGCAGGAGCAGCUAAGUCCAAAGAAGAAGGAGAACAACGCUCUUCUGAGGUACCUGUUGGACAGGGACGAUCCUAGUGACACACUCUCUAAAGAGUUACAGCCCCCCGUGGAAGGGAUCGAUAAUAAAGUGACUCAGAGCAGCAGUUCCACCAUUCCCAGCUCCAGCCAAGAGAAAGACUCAAAGAUUAAGACAGAAGCAAGUGAAGAGGGAUCUGGAGACUUGGAUAAUCUAGAUGCCAUUCUUGGUGACCUGACGAGUUCUGACUUUUACAGUAAUAAUCCCAUAUCCUCAAAUGGCAGUCAUCUGGGGACCAAGCAACACGUGUUUCAGGGAGCUAAUUCUUUGGGUUUGAGAAGUCCACAGUCUGUGCAGUCCAUUCGUCCUCCAUAUCACCGCGCAGUGUCUCUAGAUAGCCCUGUUUCUGUUGGCUCAAGUCCUCCAGUCAAAAAUAUCAAUGCUUUCCCCAUGUUACCAAAGCCACCCAUAUUGGGUGGGAAUCCACGAGUGGUAGAUAGUCAGGAAAAUUAUGGCUCAAAUAUUGGUGGACCAAACAGAAAUGUGACUGUGAACCAGACACCAUCCUCAGGAGACUGGGGCUUACCAAACCCCAAAGCCAGUAGAAUGGAAGCCAUGAGUUCAAACUCCAUGGGAAGACCUGGAGGUGAUUACAAUGCUUCCAUACCGAGACCUGCAAUGGGGGGCUCUAUGCCCACCUUGCCUCUUCGGUCUAAUAGUAUACCAGGUGCAAGACCAAUGUUGCAGCAGCAGCAGCAGCAACAGAUGCUUCAAAUGAGGCCCACUGAGAUUCCCAUGGGAAUGGGAGUCAAUCCCUAUGGCCAAGCAGCACCAUCUACUCAAACAGCUUCCUGGCCAGAUAGCAUGUUGUCCAUGGAACAAGGCCCUCAAGGGACACAAAACAGGCCUCUUCUUAGGAAUUCCUUGGAUGAUCUUCUUGGACCACCUUCUAAUCUGGAAGGCCAGAGUGAUGAGAGAGCAUUGUUGGACCAAUUGCACACACUCUUGAGCAAUACGGAUGCCACAGGUCUGGAGGAAAUUGACAGAGCUUUGGGCAUCCCUGAGCUUGUAAACCAGGGACAGGCUUUGGAGCCCAAACAGGAUGCUUUCCAAGGCCAAGAAGCAGCAGUGAUGAUGGAUCAAAAGGCAGCAUUAUAUGGACAGACAUACCCAACCCAGGGGCUACCAAUGCAGGGGGGCUUUAAUCUUCAGGGACAAUCACCAUCAUUUAACUCGAUGAUGAAUCAGAUGAACCAGCAAGGCACUUUUCCUCUCCAAGGAAUGCACCCUCGGGCCAAUAUCAUGAGACCUCGCACGAACACCCCAAAGCAGCUUAGAAUGCAACUUCAGCAGAGGCUUCAGGGCCAGCAGUUUUUGAAUCAGAGCCGGCAGGCACUUGAAAUGAAAAUGGAAACCCCCAAUGCUACUGCUGCUGCUGUGAUGAGACCCAUGAUGCAGCCCCAGGUGAGCUCCCAGCAGGGUUUUCUAAAUGCCCAGAUGGUCGCUCAGCGCAGCAGAGAGCUGCUGAGUCAUCACUUCCGACAACAGAGGGUAGCAAUGAUGAUGACGCAGCAGCAGCAACAGCAGCAGCAGCAGCAGCAACAGCAGCAGCAGCAGCAAAGCCAGGCCUUUAGUCCACCUCCGAAUGUCACUGCCUCCCCCAGCAUGGAUGGAGUUUUGACAGGAUCUGCAAUGCCACAAGUGCCGCCCCAGCAGUUUCCAUACCCACCAAAUUAUGGAAUGGGUCAACAACCAGAUCCAGCCUUUGGUCGAGUGUCUAGUCCCCCUAAUGCAAUGAUGUCAUCAAGGAUGGCUCCCUCCCAGAACCCCAUGAUGCAGCACCCUCAGACUGCACCCAUGUACCAGUCCUCAGAAAUGAAGGGGUGGCCAUCAGCAAACCUGGCCAGGAACAGCGCCUUUCCGCAGCAGCAGUUUGCUCACCAGGGUGGUGCUGCUGCAUAUAGCAUGGUGCAUAUGAACGGCAGCAGUGGCCACUUGGGACAGAUGACCAUGAGCUCCAUGCCUAUGUCCGGCAUGCCCACGGGGCCUGACCAGCAGAAGUACUGCUGACCUCUCUAUACUGGGACCGCUAAGGAAACCACUGCCCAAAAGAUACUGCAUAGGGUCAUCAGGAGGUGAUGCAUCCAGCUUGGAAGCACCAACCAGCCUUGAGCUUCAUCACAGUCUUCCAAGUAAUGCCAUUGGAUCAGGACUGGAUGAGGACUGGACCUGAAGCUGAAGUGCAGUAUCUACCAUCUACCUGUUUCCUUACUUGUGUGCACCAUCGUGUUCCAAACCAGUGUUUUCAGCCUUCUGCUUCAUAGCAGUGUUGAUUCUGGAGAGAAGUAGGGGGUUCCUGAUGACAACAGUCACAAGGGUUUCUCUAGCAGCAGUCUGACAUAGAGUAUAGGCCUGGCCCUUAGUGUUUUGGUUUCUAUCAAGUAGGUCUGCGUUUGCCCUUUUAUGUGGUGGCGUUGGCAUUUCCAUAUUCAUGUCCUUUAUUGAUGGUGUUGAGUGCUGUCUCUCGCUGUUGUCCUAGGUUUCCUCCCCAUAAAGAUUUUCAUUAAGCCCUGAUGCCCUGAAACACCCCAGGACUUGUCAUUGAAGUCAAAUGGCUUUGCAGAAGGGAAAAUGAGAUGACAGUGUUUAAUUGCAGCAGUGGCAAAUUUUUCAUAUGCUAACGUGCAGCUGAGUGCACUUUAUUAAAAAAAAAUAAUGGAUAAAAUGCAAUAUUCCUGAGGUCUUGAGGAAUGGUGAGCCACAUUCUUGGUUUUUGUCAACACUUAUUUGUUGGACAGGAGCCAU
This is a messenger RNA of Dipodomys spectabilis (banner-tailed kangaroo rat), 5184 nucleotides long. It is a transcript of the gene Ncoa3, whose product is annotated as nuclear receptor coactivator 3. Gene Ontology annotation, molecular function: nuclear receptor binding; protein dimerization activity. Gene Ontology annotation, cellular component: nucleus. The coding region runs from base 193 to 4449 and encodes 1418 amino acids. The record is from RefSeq and is a predicted model, not a curated record. The transcript is spliced from 23 exons. NCBI's taxonomy places the organism in Eukaryota, Metazoa, Chordata, Mammalia, Rodentia, Heteromyidae. Gene Ontology annotation, biological process: cellular response to hormone stimulus; positive regulation of transcription by RNA polymerase II.